AGGGCUUCAUUGCUCCAGACCCCGCCUUACUGCCUCUCCCCCUCUCACCUCAACCAUUUUCUGCGAAACACACACCUAAUGCGCCAGUUUAAUGUCGUGGUUCUUGGAGCUGGAGGGGUUGGCAAAUCGGCACUCACAGUUCGGUUUAUCCGGGAUGUUUUUGUGGAGAACUACGACCCAACUAUCGAAGAGGAAUAUCGUAGAACUAUAAUGGUUGACGGCGAACUUUCUUCACUUGAGGUCUUAGACACGGCUGGUGCUGAACAGUUCACUUCGCUGAACGAGGUUUACAUCAAAUCUGGCCGUGGGUUUGUGCUCGUGUUUAGCCUUACACAGGAGGCAAGCUUGAAAGAGGUUGAUAACUUGAGAAAGCAGAUAUAUCGCAUCAAGGGCGGGGACACUGGUGUACCGAUUGUUGUGGUCGGUACAAAAUUAGAUUUGGUGAAUGAACGCGAGGUGCAAAGGAGUACCAUUCAAUCUCUUUCUGCACGCUGGGACCUUCCGUUUUACGAAACCUCGGCCAAGCGAAAUUGGCAUGUCACAGACGUAUUUGAAGACCUCCUGAGGCAAAUGCGGAUACGCUAUCCAGCUGAACCGGUUAAGAAGAAAAAGAAACGCGGCAGUGGGUGCGUUGUCAUGUAAACUCAUUCGAGCAGGCAACUUGUCUCGACUGUCAUUCAAUACCACAUCACAAACUGGCAAUGUUCGCUUCGCUAUCCAUGGGCUCAAACUUUGUCAACCAGAGGAACCUGCCAUUUACCUGGAUGAAUAUACACCAAGUACCCUUGCGCAUCUCACUCAGUAGGAUGGAUCUGACUACUACCCUUGAAGGACUUAGUUCUUGUAUAGAAUGCUCACUCUCAUUCGCUUUUCCACCUUGGACACCUUAGACACUUAAUUACUUGAAGUUAGCGAUGUGGCUGUCCUUAUUUACACUUGAUUGUUGUAGAAGUGUAAAGCGAAAAUUUCUCUGCAUUUUC
Laccaria bicolor S238N-H82 is the source of this 980-nucleotide messenger RNA. RefSeq lists its product as uncharacterized. The record is from RefSeq and is a predicted model, not a curated record. Lineage: Eukaryota; Fungi; Basidiomycota; Agaricomycetes; Agaricales; Hydnangiaceae. The transcript is spliced from 8 exons. Gene Ontology annotation, biological process: signal transduction. Gene Ontology annotation, cellular component: plasma membrane. Gene Ontology annotation, molecular function: GTP binding; GTPase activity; GDP binding. Bases 79 to 642 code for a protein of 187 amino acids.